AUGGCGUCUCUUCUCCUGACCAUGCUGUUCGCAGCUAGUGCGACCGCGCAGGUAACAACCUCAUUCUGGAUGCCCAUUUUCAAUGAACCGGCGACCCAUAUUGGCUGGGUUGCGUCCGUUGUCAACGCCAAUGAAACACAUACCACCAUCGUCGCUGACUACGACGAUGGCGUCGAUACCUCCGCCCUCCCUGUAGGCGGUGGCCCAGUGACCAUGACUAUUGGUCCUACUGUUUUCGACAUGGACAUUCCACUUCCAGCUGGUAUCGGUGACAAUAAUGACGACGACGACGUCGACAACUUCUUCAACUAUUCCUGCGACUGGCCUACCCCAGAGAAGGCUGAUUCAAACCGUACAUGUACCAUAUCCUACCCUGCCAGCCUAGUCGGUCCAAUCGUCUGUUGGGACGGCACCCGUUACGCAUCGACCACGGAAGAGACGCUCACAUAUACGCAUACGUAUCCUGCGCGCGGAUCGGACCCAGCAGGCACGGAAACUGCAGAACUUACACUAACUCGCCCUUAUGGCUCUGAGACGCUCUCUCGCACGAACACGCCGUCUGUUUGCAGCGGACUUUCGAGCGGUGGCCAGGCAUCUGAAGGAUACUCCUUUGUGGACCCCGUGGCUGCGUCGGAUAUGGAGACCUAUUACCUUGUUCUUACCGCGGGGACGGAGAAGCUGGACGCGACUCAGGCAGCUACUCCUACUCUGUCGAAUGCUAUGUCUACCGGUACCGGAGAUGCUGCUGAGACGGGUUCUUCUGGGAGUGCGGCGCAGCCUGAAGCGACUGAGGGUAGCGCACCGAUGGCUACUGGUGCGCCUAUGUUGAUGGGACUUGGCGCUGCUAUCGCGCUAUUUGUUUGA
Molecule: messenger RNA, 864 nt
Organism: Alternaria burnsii
Lineage: Eukaryota; Fungi; Ascomycota; Dothideomycetes; Pleosporales; Pleosporaceae
Exons: 1
Coding region: 1-864 (287 amino acids)
Source: RefSeq, a predicted model, not a curated record